AUCAGGUUUCGCGCGCACUUGAAUCGCUUCAGAUUUCUCAGUCCCUUCCCAUGGCUCUGCAGCCUUAGUAAUGUAAAAGCAUGUAUAUUAUGCAAACACACGCACCUUCUCACUGCGAUCACAAUCGUGCAUUUGGAAGGAAGUUGACCUCUUAAUAAAGGAACAACUUUACAUUGUGGAAACCAUGCUUGGUGACCAGUUUUAUAAAGAGGCCAUUGAACACUGUCGCAGCUACAAUGCCCGCCUCUGUGCUGAGCGCAGCGUGCGGAUGCCCUUCUUGGACUCUCAAACUGGUGUGGCUCAGAACAACUGCUACAUCUGGAUGGAAAAGCAUCACCGCCGACCAGGCCAAGCGGCGGGGCAGAUGUAUACAUACCCUGCUCGGUGCUGGAGGAAAAAGAGGCAACUCCACCCCCCCCUGGAUCCCCAGCUUCGCCUGUGUGAGCUUCGGUUAGAAGCAGAUCUUGCCCCCAAACGUGAGGGGCCGCCGGGGGAGGCCACCGCCUUGGAGGCCCUCCUGAGGGGGGACAACCUUUUGGAGAAAAAAAACAGCCUCAGUAAAGAUGAAGAGACGCUGCUGGAAAUACAGAGAGUCCUGGAGGCAGAGGAAAAUGGAGAUAGCUUGCAUGAAGAUGAGGAGCUGGAAGUUGAUGCGCCGAAGAAAAAGAACAGGAAUAGAGGCAAAAGCCGAGGAUCAACACGCAGAAGGACGGAAUCUGCCAAUGCUGAAGACCAGGACAAGCCUUACAUCUGUGACAAUAGGUACAAACAAAAGCAUAACUCAAAAAAGACUGAAGAAGUCUGUGGGAAGCGCUACAAGAACCGGCCGGGUCUGAGCUACCACUACACCCACACUCACCUGGCCGAUGAGGAAGGCGAAGAAGAGAAGGAUGCAGAGAUGGCCCCGCCUUCCCCUCGCAACCCAGAUAAUCACAAACCUCAAAAGGGCUCUGAUGGCACCAUCAUUCCCAACGACUACUGUGACUUUUGCUUGGGAGACCAGGACGCUAACAGGAAGACAGGUCAGGCAGAGGAGUUGGUGUCCUGCUCCGACUGUGGGCGUUCUGGCCACCCCACAUGUUUGCAGUUCACAGAAAACAUGAUGCAGGCGGUGAGGACGUAUCAGUGGCAGUGCAUCGAGUGCAAGUCCUGCAGCCUGUGUGGUACCUCUGAGAAUGACGACCAGUUGCUGUUCUGUGAUGACUGUGAUCGAGGAUAUCACAUGUACUGCUUGAAACCUCCCAUGACUCAGCCUCCUGAAGGGAGCUGGAGCUGUCACCUGUGUCUGGACCUGUUAAAAGACAAGGCCUCAGCCCACAUAGAAGCAUAAUUGGAACCAGCGACUUAUUCUUACAAUACACAGUGUCAUGGAAAAGAUGGCUGAUCCCCCUUAAACCUUUAUGCUCAUUUUAAAAUUACAGACAAAUAAUAUUUUUUAUAGAUUAAAUGUCACUUCAAGCUUUUUUUUUUUAGCAGAAAUCGUUGCAAAACCCUCAAAAGGUGUGCAGUGCAUAUGUAUUCAAUGCCCAUACUCAAAAGUUUGGGUAAAUACUUUUUACUUUUUGGUUAGUCUUAUGCAGCCUCUAGCUGGUUUUUAUUCAGUUGUUUAUUUUGUGCUGUCCAUCUUCCAAUUAACUCUCAGCUUCCCUGGCCAUGCUGAAGAAAAGCAUUGUUCCACCCCACCUCGUUUCAUCAUGGUGAUGGUGUUUAUGGGGCGAUGCGCACUGUCAGUAUUUUGACACAUGUAAUGUAUAUAUGUUCCAGAAGCUUUUGUUUUGGUUUCCCUCUGACUUAGAGCUCGUUGUUUGACAUGUUUUCAGCGUCAGCUUCAUGGCUUUUGUCAAAAUUAAGCAGCUUUUUUUGUUGCUUUCUAUCUACAGUGUCAUUAUACCUGCCUUUCGUCUUUAAGGGCAGAUUUCUUGAUGGAUACCAAUAGGUGUUGUUUUAAUACAGUAGAUUGUCCUUCCUGAUCCCUGAAGCUCCUCCAGAGUCACCGCCUUCUUCACUGCUUCUUAGGUUAAUGCUCUCUGUUUAGUAGGAUGGCCCUCGCAAAAUAUAUGUCCCAUCUUAAAGGUAUAAAGGAAGAUUUUUGCAAACUUUUGAAAGGACCCCCCCUCUCCAAUUUUUAAACAAUUGCACAUGUACAGUACAACCCUGUACCUGCUCAGGAGAGGGAACGUCUAUUAUAUGCAUGCGAGAGCUUGCACAAGCCCAUUUCUCCUCGUGAAUGCUCUGUUUAAAAGUUGCUGUUUGCAUCGCUCAUACAAGCUUACUUUCCAAAAGAAGAUUUGCAAAUUUUCUGCUAUGUUAGACUCACCACCGGUGAGUGAAAAUGGGGAUGAGCAGUUAGGACGGCCUUAUGUAAACGUAUCACCAGAGUCAUUGACAAUUAGGAGGACCACUUAUUUUGAUUAUCCACCCAGAAAAAGAACUUCCUCCUCUAUACCUUUAAGAUGAUGGACUGAACAGUGCUCAAUGAGAUGUUUGAAUAACUUUUUUCAGCUUUAAUCUUCUCAACAAUUGUUGUAUUUCUUGUAUCCUUUCUCUUUUAUCAGGAUUUAAAGAGUAGAAAACCGCUCUUCUCCUAACUUAUAAAGUUUUCCCAACUGUAUUAAUACUCACCUUUAGCUGCACAGGAUUUUAUGUAAAGAUAUGAAUGAAAACUCAUAUAAUCCUAAUACAAAAAAUUGGGGGAGUUAAAGGCUGAAUAUUUUUUGCAAGGCCCUGUACACAAAAAGUGUUUGUUAUUACAUAUUAGCAGUUCAAUGUACCGUAUGCACAUGAGUGGAGAAACCCUUUCUAAACAGGCUUUAAAAAUGCAGGGACUUCAGACAGCUCAUGAAACAACCCCACAUGCACACAUUCCAGCACAUUAGCAGGCACAGGGCAGCUUCCUGUUUAAGGAGACGAAACCUUUUUCCUCCCAUUUAGCAAAGCAAUACUCCACAGAUGCAUAUGUCAUCAGAGUGCAACCUCAACCACAGGUCAACGAAAAGCAAGUCUGCCGUUUAAAUACAUCUCUACCUCACCAAGUGGAAGUCAAGGAGCCAAUGCAGGAUUGUUAACCCAUUUUAGUACCUGUCUGUUGAAUUUAGAUGCUAAUUUGAAAACAAACCUAUUUAGGAUGUUUAGAAGGUGUUUGCUAAAGCCCUACCACCUUCUUUUCUUUCUGCUCUGAGGUUUCCAGCUGAGAAAAACCCGGAUCACUUUGACUGAUGUUUGUUUAAAGUGUCCCUCCAGCUCGCCAGCUCCACUGCUGUGUUUAGACUCUGCAGUGACAUUUCUGUUUUAUAUCUGGAAAGAUUCUGCACCAGUUUCCCCCAUGUUUCACAAGGGUUUUGUCAAGCCAUGAAUUUACAUCAAAAGCCAGAGGAAAGAAGGGAUUAAAAAAACCCUCAUCUGUAGUUCAUUUUUUAAAUCCAUGCCUGUUUUCUGUACAAGUAGAGUUAGUGGUGUUUGUGGUGCUCACUGGUGACUUCAAACAGAUGAAUUUACCUUUACUUGUAAUUAUGAAUCUGUCGUUGAUAAUAGGUCAGUCUUGCUGUCAGUGACUUCAUUCAGUAUAAAUCAUAGUUCUCCAAACUGUUAUUGUUCCUAUCUUAACAAAACACUAUUUACACUAUAGCUGUGUCAUCUUGUUAAAAAAAGCACGGCUUAGAUCUUGUCUAAACUCUAAAGGAAUGCAAACAAAACUGCCAAAAAA
Molecule: messenger RNA, 3703 nt
Organism: Cyprinodon variegatus (sheepshead minnow)
Lineage: Eukaryota; Metazoa; Chordata; Actinopteri; Cyprinodontiformes; Cyprinodontidae
Gene: dpf3
Product: zinc finger protein DPF3-like
Exons: 12
Coding region: 185-1330 (381 amino acids)
Biological process (GO): nervous system development
Cellular component (GO): nBAF complex
Source: RefSeq, a predicted model, not a curated record